Molecule: messenger RNA, 788 nt
Organism: Manihot esculenta (cassava)
Lineage: Eukaryota; Viridiplantae; Streptophyta; Magnoliopsida; Malpighiales; Euphorbiaceae
Product: serine carboxypeptidase-like 51
Exons: 8
Coding region: 69-788 (239 amino acids)
Biological process (GO): proteolysis
Molecular function (GO): serine-type carboxypeptidase activity
Source: RefSeq, a predicted model, not a curated record
CUCUCGCUCGCUCCUUCGCUCUCUCUCUUGGAUUUCUAUUGCUUCUCUCUCCUUAACUCUAAGCACACAUGUUUUGGUGGCUAUAUAGAAGUCCUUACAGAGUUGAAAUUAGCUCCAAGCCAUGGCCAAUCAUUCUUUGGUUGCAGGGUGGACUAGGAGCAUCAGGUGUUGGUUUAGGGAAUUUUGAAGAGAUUGGGCCACUGGAUGUUAAUCUAAAGCCAAGAAAUUCAACAUGGCUAAGAAUGGCUGAUCUCCUGUUUGUGGAUAAUCCAGUUGGUACAGGAUUCAGUUUUGUGGAGGAAUCAAAUUUAUUUGUGAAAACUGAUGAAGAGGCAGCAACUGAUUUAACCACAUUGUUGAAGGAAAUUUUUAACAGAAAUGAGAGCCUGCAACAAAGUCCUCUUCAUAUAGUAGCAGAGUCUUAUGGAGGCAAGUUUGUAGUAACUCUUGGAUUAUCAGCUCUAAAAGCUAUAGGAGCAGGCAAAUUGAAGGCUAAACUAGGAGGAGUGAUAUUGGGUGAUACUUGGAUCUCCCCAGAAGAUUUUGUGCUUUCAUGGGGUCCUCUUCUUAAAGAUGUAUCAAGACUAGACAACAAUGGCCUUGAGAUGGCCAACAGUCUAGCGGAGAAGAUUAAGCAGCAAAUCCGCGACGGCCAGUAUGUUUCUGCAACAGAUACUUGGGCUGAACUUGAGGGAGUAAUCAGCAGAAGCAGCAACUCUGUGGAUUUCUACAAUUUUCUUUUAGAUUAUGGAAUGGACCCAGUUUCUCUAACAGCAAAAUUUUUUUGA